Messenger RNA from Neurospora tetraspora, 2162 nucleotides. RefSeq lists its product as uncharacterized. The transcript is spliced from 3 exons. The record is from RefSeq and is a predicted model, not a curated record. Lineage: Eukaryota; Fungi; Ascomycota; Sordariomycetes; Sordariales; Sordariaceae. The coding region runs from base 401 to 1900 and encodes 499 amino acids.
CUGGAGCUUCCGACAUCACCGCGCCCGCCGUGAAGGUUCCCAGGUCUCCGCCAAUUUAAUUGAAAUUCAAUCUUUUUUUUUCGUUUCCCAUUCAUUCUUCAUCCCUUUUCCUCCACCACCGGUUGUCGAUUCUGCCCGUGUCGCAAUCGUGUAACUCCCCGCUGUAACUCCCCGCAACCAUCGCGGAUAACAGCACAUUAGCUUGUGCUGUCGACUUGUCGCAUUAGAUACCACGUACCGUAUCCGACAAGGUCUCCGCUACGUCCCGUCGUCCCAUCCUCGUCGAGUACGAAACACGGACUGUGUCGUCCCAUCUCGACAACCCCUCCAUUGACGAACGAUUUGCGACCAUUACGCCACUCUGCGCAGGGUACAGUGUUUCAUCGAUCUGAAACCCACCAUGACUCUCAACAACCCGGCCGCCCGUCGCGGCGGUGCCACGCGCAGUCUUAUACCUCGAGUGUCCUCCUCCAUCACAGCAACGGCAGCUACAGCAGUUCUGGCCGCUGCAUUUAUCCCGAUGGCGUCCGGUCACGACCACCACGAAGAUCAGAUCCCCGAGGGGGCCACCAUCUCGGUCGAACCUCUCGAUACGACACUAUGGCUUCACAUCUUUCUUCAGACCUUUGUCUUUGGCAUCCUGUUCCCCACGGGCAUGGUAUUGGGGAUGAUCAAGAGCCGCUGGCACGUCCCUCUCCAAGUCCUCGCGACCGCACUCGCCUUCCUCGGAUACGCACUCGGCCACUUGCACAAGGGCAGACAGUUCAUCUCCAACAAUGUCCACGCUAGCUUCGCCAACAUUCUGUUCCUCAUGAUGAUCGGCCAGGUCGUCCUGGGCGUCUACCUCAAGCUACACCUCGAGAAGGGCUUCCAAGGCCGCAUCCGCCCCUUCCUCCGAAUCCUCCACAGCAUCAACGGCAAGGCCUUCCCUCUCGCCUCGUGGGUGCAGAUGGUGUUCGGCGGCAUCACUGCUCUCGGCUUCUGCCAGGGUGAACAUACCGGUCAGUGCUUGGCCCACUUCAUCAUGGGCAGCGCCUUCAUCGCCUACGGUGUCCUCUUGACCAUCGUCCUCCUGGUCGGUCAGCUGUGGUUGCGCCGCACCGGCCGUAGCCAGGAGUUCUUCGACAGCGCUGUCAUUGCCGCCUGGGGCUGCGUCAACACUUUCACCGAGCACCGCUGGGGAACUGCCUGGGUUCGCAACGAUUGGCAGCACACCACCAUGGGCGUUAUCUGGUGGGCUGCUGGUCUCGCUGGUGUCUGGCUCAGCAGGAACAGAGACGGCACUCCCAAGCGCAACUUUAUUCCCGGUUUUGUUCUGCUGAUUACUGGCUGGGCUAUGUCUGCCCAUCCCCAGGAGCUCAUGAUCAGCGCCAUGACCCACAAGAUGUUUGGUUACAGUCUCAUGGGCGCCGGUCUUACUCGUAUCAUUGAGAUUUCCUUCAUUCUCAAGGACAAGCCGGCUGUUUCGGACCAAGGCUACGAGACGCACAGCUUCCAAUACGUUCCUGUUUUCCUCCUCUACGCCUCCGGCUUCCUCUUCAUGAGCGCCACCGAAGAGCAAAUGGCCCUCGUCGCCGGCUCCGGCAUCGACCACGUCGCCUACGUCCUCAUCAUUUACUCCCUCGCCUUCAUCCUCUUCCUCUUCGUCAACAUUCUCAUCCACCUCUACGACCGUACUGCCAACGCCGACAGCCUCAACAAGACCACGCACGGCAACGGCGCUAUCCGGUUGAACGGACGGCCCACAAACCCCGAGACCCAGCUGCGCGAUGCUGGCGAGUUCGAGCUCGAGGGACUUAUGAGCGAUGAUGAGGAUGAUGAGGUUGCCAGCAGGAGGAAUUUGUUGAAGAAUGAGAGGGAUGAGGGGAUUGCUAGUCCUAGCACGGCCGCGAGGAGGUAAUGGAAGGAACAAGGGAAGGGAAAGGAAAGCGGAGAAAAGCGAGUAUAUAUAAUGGCGAGGGGAUGGCAGUGAAGGGGUGGAUAAUGGAGGAUUCUUCUGUGACAUGCAUUAUUACUGGCUUGGUUGGGAAAGGAGUCCGGUUUGCGUUUGUUAGAGGCGGCUCGGCUGGCUUCUUGGACAAGGUGGUCUGGUGGUCUGGUGUUGGUCAGCAUUUCUUUUGUGAUACAAAAACUAAAGGGUAAUACACUACGUUCAUUCUCAA